AUGAGGGAUCUUCGCCGCUCGAUGGAGGAAGUCAUGGAAAGGGCCAGGAGUCAUGGGCUUCAUAUCCCUUCUCCGCGCAUUGGGGGAACGUUGGCUAAUAGACACUAUGAGGGGUGGGGCAGAACCUCAGCCACAUUGGGUUCGCCAAAUAUAGGCAUCGUCAUUGACCCCAGGAUUGGCGUGUGUACAAAGAUAUCUAUGACAUAA
Messenger RNA from Histoplasma mississippiense, 207 nucleotides. RefSeq lists its product with no specific name. The transcript is spliced from 2 exons. Lineage: Eukaryota; Fungi; Ascomycota; Eurotiomycetes; Onygenales; Ajellomycetaceae. The record is from RefSeq and is a predicted model, not a curated record. Bases 1 to 207 code for a protein of 68 amino acids.